This is a messenger RNA of Trematomus bernacchii (emerald rockcod), 4366 nucleotides long. It is a transcript of the gene aox6, whose product is annotated as aldehyde oxidase 6. Gene Ontology annotation, molecular function: FAD binding; xanthine dehydrogenase activity; molybdopterin cofactor binding. The transcript has 35 exons. Lineage: Eukaryota; Metazoa; Chordata; Actinopteri; Perciformes; Nototheniidae. Bases 62 to 4108 code for a protein of 1348 amino acids. The record is from RefSeq and is a predicted model, not a curated record.
UUCUGUUUUAUUCACACUGACUUUAUCUAGCGUUGACAAAGUCGUGUCUUGCAUUUGGAAGAUGUCUGCAGAGAAAGAGGGAGAUAUGUUGUGCUUUUUUAUCAACGGGAAAAAGGUAACAGAGAAGAAUGCUGACCCUGAGACCAUGCUGCUGUCCUUCCUCAGAGAGAAGCUGAGGUUAACGGGAACUAAGUCUGGCUGCGGGGGGGGAGGCUGCGGGGCGUGCACCGUCAUGGUGUCCCGCUACCAACCUGCCACCAAAACCAUCAUGCAUUUCUCAGCGAACGCCUGCCUGCUGCCGCUCUGCUCACUGCAGGGAGCCGCUGUCACCACCGUAGAGGGGGUCGGCAGCACCAAGAGCCGCAUCCACCCGGUGCAGGAGCGGAUAGCGAAGGCUCACGGCUCUCAGUGCGGUUUCUGCACCCCGGGGAUGGUGAUGUCGAUGUACACCCUGCUGAGGAACAAACCUCAGCCCAGCAUGGAGGACAUCACACAGCACCUCGCCGGAAAUCUGUGUCGCUGUACUGGAUAUCGGCCCAUUAUCGACGGCUGCAGGACUUUCUGUCAGGAAGAAAACUGCUGUCAAGCUAAUGGAGCUAGAGACUGUUGCCUCAAUGGAGACACAAAUGAUGAUGAAGCAGAGCAUGAAAAGCCACGGUUGUUCAACAAGGAUGAGUUUCUUCCUCUGGACCCGACCCAGGAGCUUAUCUUCCCUCCUGAACUGAUCCUGAUGUCAGAGAGCGCGAGCCCACUGAGCCUCACCUUCCAGGGGGAGAGGAUGCGCUGGGUGUCCCCCUCCUCCCUGCAGGAGCUGCUGCAGCUGAAGACCAGAAACCCUGCAGCUCCUCUGGUGAUGGGGAACACAAACAUAGGUCCAGAUAUAAAGUUUAAAGGCACCGUGCAUCCGCUGAUAAUCUCUCCAACCAGAGUGAUGGAGCUGUUUGAGGUCACUCAGACUCCACAAGGUGUUUGGGUGGGGGCGGGCUGCAGUCUCUCUGAGCUUCAGUCUCUCCUGGAGAAGCUGCUGCUUCAGAGUCCGCAGGAGAAAACUGAGCUGUUCAGAGCUCUGAUCCAACAGCUGGGGAACCUGGGAAGCCAGCAGAUCCGUAACGUUGCUUCUCUUGGAGGCAACAUCAUGAGCGCGUUCCCAAACUCAGACCUGAACCCUGUUUUAGCUGCUGGGAGCUGCAGAGUGAGCGUCAUUUCUAACGGAGGAAGACGAGAGGUUCCUCUGGAUCAAAACUUCUUCGUGAGCUUCGGUAAAACCAUCCUGAAGCCAGAAGAGAUUGUGCUUUCUGUCUUUAUUCCCUUCUCCAGGAAGGGGGAGUUUGUCCGAGCUUUCCGUCAUGCUCCGAGGAAGGAGAGCAGCUUCUCCACGGUGACCACCGGGAUGAGGGUGUUCUUCUCUGAGGGGUCCCGGGUGGUGCAGGACGUCAGUAUUUACUACGGUGGGAUGGGACCCACCACUGUUAGCGCCUCCAAAACCUGCCAGGCUAUCAUCUCAAGGCGUUGGGACGAGGAGACCCUGAGCCGGGCGUAUGACGUCCUCCUGGAGGAGUUGGUGCUCCCUCCUUCGGCUCCUGGAGGAAAAGUGGAGUUCCGUCGCUCUCUGACUCUCAGCUUCCUCUUCAAGUUCAACCUGGAGGUCCUGCAGAGACUCAGAGACAUGAAUGUGAUUACAGAUGAGGUUCCUGAGAAAAUGCAGCCUCUCCCCAAAGAGAUCCAACCCAGCCUGCAGGAGUUCCAGCAUGUGUCAAAGAGCCAGAGCGAGCAGGACCCUGUGGGGCGUCCCAUGAUGCAUCGCUCCGCCCUCAGCCAGGCCACAGGAGAGGCGGUUUACUGCGACGACAUCCCGACGACAGACGGGGAGCUGUUCCUCGCUCUGGUCACCAGCUCUCGAGCCAAGGCUCGAAUCACAGGGCUGGAUGUGAGCGAGGCUCUGCAGCUUCCUGGUGUUGUGGAUGUCAUCACAGUCAAAGACAUUCCUGGGAAGAAAGUCCGUGAAAUGUGCGGGUAUGAAGAGGAGCUGCUUGCUGAGAGCGAGGUGUCGUGCGUGGGGCAGAUGUUGUGUGCGGUAGUCGCUGAUACGAGGGCUCACGCCAGAAGAGCAGCAGCGGCGGUGAAGGUCGGGUACGAAGACCUGCCGGAGCCCAUCUUCACCACAGAGGAAGCCAUUGAGAAGUCGUCUUUCUACGAGCCUCUGAGGAGCAUCGAGAGAGGAAAUGUGACCGAAGCGUUUAAAACUGUCGAUCAGAUUCAUGAAGGAGAGUUUAGGAUGGGAGGUCAGGAGCAUUUCUACAUGGAGACGCAAAGCAUGCUGGUAGUUCCCGUUGGAGAGGAGACUGAGUUCAACGUUUACGUCUCCAGUCAGCAUCUGUCAUUUACUCAGGACGCUAUAGCAGAGACGUUGGGCAUCCCGUCCAACAGAGUCACAUGUCACGUCAAACGGAUCGGAGGAGCUUUCGGAGGGAAGGUCUUCAAAACCGCGAUCCUGGCUUGUAUUACGUCUGUGGCUGCGUGGAAGACUAAUCGAGCAGUGCGCUGUGUUUUGGAGCGAGGAGAGGACAUGUUGAUCACAGGAGGCCGCCACCCUGUCCUCGCCAAAUACAAAGUGGGUUUCAUGCAAGAUGGGAGGAUCGUGGCGGUAGAUAUCCAGUACUUCAUCAACGCUGGAAACGCAGUGGAUGAAUCUAUCCUUGUAGUCGAGAAGAUUCUGCUCCACUUUGACAACGCCUACAACAUCCCCAACCUGUGGGGCCGUGCCGCCGCCUGCAGGACCAACCUGCCCUCCAACACCGCCUUCAGGGGCUUCGGCGUGCCACAGGCCCUCAUGGUCAUGGAGAACAUGAUCAACGACGUGGCCAUGGCGCUGGGACGCCCUGCAGACCAGAUCAGGGAGAUGAACAUGUACGAGGGUCCGUCCAUCACUCACUACAAGUUUGCGUUCAGCCCGGAGAACCUGCGGCGCUGCUGGCAGGAGUGUAAGGAGAAGUGUGAGUUCAGCGCCCGCCGCAGCGCCGUGCAGGAGUUCAACCUGCAGCACCGCUGGAGGAAGAGAGGCAUGGCCAUCGUCCCCGUUAAGUUCGGGGUUGCAUUUUCAGAAAGCUUCCUAAACCAGGCUGCAGCUUUGGUGCACAUCUAUAAAGACGGCUCUGUUCUGGUCUCUCACGGGGGGACGGAGAUGGGUCAGGGGCUGCACACUAAGAUGCAACAGGUACAGGAAGUUCUUCAGUGUCCGGUUCUGUUCCCUUUUUCCUGUCAGGUUGCGAGUCGGGAGCUCCACAUCCCCGCUUCUAAGAUCUACAUCAGUGAGACCAGCACCAACACCGUCCCCAACACCACCCCGUCAGCUGCGUCCUACGGCACAGACGCCAACGGCAUGGCAGUGAAGGAUGCCUGCCAGAUUCUGUACCAGCGCCUGGAGCCAAUCAGGAAGAAGAACCCCAAAGGAUCAUGGGAGAGCUGGGUCAUGGCAGCAUUUAUGGAUAAAAUCAGUUUAUCAGUUACUGGAUUCUACAGAGGACCGGACCUGUACAUGGACUGGGAGAAGAUGGAGGGGCAGCCGUACGCUUACUUCACCUUCGGAGUGUGUUGCUGUGAGGUGGAGCUGGACUGCCUCACAGGAGACUACAGGACGGUAAGGACAGACAUUGUGGCGGACAUCGGGAAGAGUGUGAACCCGUCAAUGGACAUCGGCCAAAUUGAAGGAGCCUUCAUGCAGGGUCUGGGUCUGUUCACUCUGGAGGAGUUGAAGUUCUCCCCCGCCGGGCUCCUGUACACUCGCGGUCCGUCUCAGUAUAAGAUCCCGGCGGUGUGCGACAUGCCGCUUCACUUCAACGUCUACUUGCUGUCGAACUCCGACAACCCCCACGCCAUCUACUCCUCAAAGGGUAUUGGAGAGCCUGUCCUCUUCCUGGGCAGCACUGCGUUCUUCGCCAUCAAAGACGCCGUGUCUGCAGCUCGCUCUGACUCCGGGUUAUUUGGCCCGUUUUCUCUAAACAGCCCUGCGAUUCCGGAGAGGAUCUGCCUCGCCUGCGCCUCCCCGUUGACUCAGAAGAUUCCAGCCAGCAAACCAGGAUCUUUCACACCAUGGGCCUUAAACAUCUAAAACUCAACCUGUCAAUCUUUGUAUGUGAAUACUAAAGCAGUGCAUGAACGCAACAAACAAUAAUGAAGUAAUACAGUUAUACUCAAUGAUCUAUAAACCUUCUCUGUUCUUUUGAACCAACCAAUGAAACGUUUCUAAUUUUUAUUGUUACAUUUUUUUAUUGCAAUUUAAUUGUUUGCCCUUGCUCUCAUCCUCCAGUAUCACUAUUUCAAUAGAAGAAUACAUAAUUAAGCACAAUAUUAAAAUCAACAUAUUAUC